AUGAACUUAGAUGUCAACUCAGAAGAGGAAAAUCAAACAGCUCCUGUGGCAUUCAUCCUCUUGGACUUUAAUAGUGAGGACUUACAGACAUUGUUUUCCAUACUUUUUCUUCCUAUCUACCUUGUGACCAUGGCUGGAAACAUUCUCAUUAUUAUUCUAGUAGUCCUCAAUCAGCAUCUUCACACACCCAUGUAUUUCUUCCUGGGAAACCUGUCAUGCCUGGAGACUUGCUACAGCUCAACCAUCAUGCCAAGGAUGCUGGUCAGUUUUCUGACUGGGGACAGAACCAUUUCUAUUAAUGGAUGCUUUGCCCAGCUGUAUUUCUUUGGUUAUCUUGCAGCUACAGAAUGCUAUUUUCUAGCAGUGAUGUCUUACGAUCGCUAUUUAGCAAUUUGCAAACCACUGCAUUACACAUUGCUGAUGAAUAGCAGAAUCUGCAUCAUGCUAAUCACUGCAUCAUGGAUCAGUGGAUCACUGAGUAUCAGUCUUAUAAUAUUUUUGGUAUCUCAACUAAGAUUCUGUGGACCAAAUGAAAUCAAUCAUUUCUUCUGUGAUUUGGUCCCAAUGAUAAGACUCUCCUGUGAUGAUACAUAUUUUGUUGAAAUUGCAUCCUUUAUUGUCUCCUGUAUAGGCAUCCUGCCUUCCUUUCUAAUAACACUUACAUCUUAUGCUUUCAUAAUCAACAGCAUUUUAAGAAUUGCAUCCACCACUGGUAAACAAAAGGCAUUCUCUACAUGCUCCUCUCACCUGACUGUGGUUGCUUGCUUCUAUGGCUCCCUGAUGAUAGUCUAUGUCUUACCAAACAUGAAUUCAUUGAGUGACUUGAAGAAAGUAUUCUCUCUGUUCUACACAUUGCUCACUCCCCUAGUCAACCCCCUUGUAUACAGUUUGAGGAACAAAGAAGUGAAGGAAGCCAUAAAGAAAACACUCUUUAAAAUGUUCAAUAGAAUUUAUUAA
This is a messenger RNA of Podarcis muralis (Common wall lizard), 957 nucleotides long. RefSeq names its product olfactory receptor 11L1-like. Gene Ontology annotation, molecular function: G protein-coupled receptor activity; olfactory receptor activity. Gene Ontology annotation, cellular component: membrane. Lineage: Eukaryota; Metazoa; Chordata; Lepidosauria; Squamata; Lacertidae. The record is from RefSeq and is a predicted model, not a curated record. Gene Ontology annotation, biological process: G protein-coupled receptor signaling pathway.